CCUUCAGAAAGAGAGACGAAAUGCGUUUCACUUUCUCAGUUAGCGAUAACACUUAAAUCUCAUAUUAUUGUCAGAUUGUAUCAACAUUUCAUGACGUGCAUGGAGCAGAUGUCCAGCAAACAAAACGUACUAGCUAGGUUGGUCAACAGUUUCAUCAUCUUAAUAUGAAGGUUUGAUUCGUAUGUUCAUAUUCAUGAUAGUUAGUUAACAAAUGUAGCACUAGCUAUCUAGCAAGGCUGCUAGCCAUGUUAGAAGUCCGGCUAACCAAGCUAACAACAAGCAACAGACUGCAGUCAAUCGGAGAUAACGUUGCUUUAUUGUCUAUUUCAGAAUGUUUUUUGUGCCUUCGAGAACUAGCUGACCAACGGCUACGUGUUCUAGAAGACAAUGCAUCAGAACCAAGCUGACUUUUGAAAGACGGAUAUUUCCAGCUACUGUAGCUCAUCCACUUUAAAAGUAGCUAGCUUAGCUACACUAGCUACAAAAUCGCCAACGUUAGCUUUUGUUGCCAACGUCGAUAGCUAGCUAUAUAAUUACCAUCUCUGUAAACUGGUACACCGCCAAUUCAGCUAUGUAGCUAGCCAACUAACCCAUCUUUUUUUACUUCGUCUUUGCUAUCUGGUUACGAUACGUUUACCACCUAACUGUCAUUUCUGUAGACAACCUCCGAGCACAAAGGGCCAGUCUCUGUGAUUCGAGCAGAAUGAGAGACAGCCCAAGAAGACCCUUGAUCCUAAAAAGGAGGAAGCUGCCUUUCCAGCAAAAUAAUCCUUUGCCCUCACAUGAUGGACCAGAUGGACUUAAGCACAAGGAACCUUCCAAGCCUUCAGGUGGUCAGUGCUUUCCUGAUGGCAUCCGCAUCAUGGACCAUCCUACUAUGUCUGACACCCAAGUUGUCAUCAUUCCCAAAACUGCGGACCUUCAGGGUGUCAUCAGAGCACUCACUGCUAAGGGGAAGGAGUGUGGCUCUCAUGGACCAAAUAAGUUCAUUCUACUGAGUGGCAGUCUAGAUGAUGGGCCAGAGUCGUUUUGUCAAGCUAACUUGGAUGGCGGGUUGUGCACUACCAGGACUAGUUUGGGUCUUCUCAACACACGGACAGAGGAAGAGGCAGCCAUUGACUCCCUUCUGGAUACUAAGCCUCUGACUACAAUUAAACCAUUAAACAAGGACCUUGAUUGCAGUCCACUUGAUGACAGCCUGACUAACAUCCAAUGGCUCGGCAGAAUGAGUACAGAUGGUCUUGGCCCUGAUCCAGCCAAGAAGCCGGCUGAUAAGGAGAACCAGGAUGCCUGUGCUCAAAUCGUCCAGCAGCCACAGAGCAGACAAGUAGAGACAGAGAGUGUUGUCGUGAAGGAUCCCCUUUCAGAAAGACCUCCCUACUCCUACAUGGCCAUGAUCCAGUUUGCCAUCAACAGUAAAAGGAAUCGAAGGAUGACCCUGAAAGAGAUCUACACAUGGAUUGAAGACCACUUCCCCUUCUUUAGAUUUGUGGCCAAGCCAGGCUGGAAGAAUUCCAUUCGCCACAACCUCUCCCUCCAUGACAUGUUCAUCCGUGAAACAACACAAGAUGGCAAAGUGUCCUACUGGACCAUCCGACCAGAGGCCAACCGAUGUCUGACUCUGGACCAGGUCUACAAGCCUGAUGGUGACUCUGCAGCCUCCCUCUCCUCUCAGGCCAUGCAGGUCUUUGACCAACAACAGAAGAGAAUGGGUCCUGAAAUCAAGAAAACAGCCGGUGCCUCUGAAAGGAGGAUGAAACCCCUUCUCCCUCGGACUGACUCCUACCUGGUCCCCAUCCAGCUGCCCAUCACCCCCUCCCUCUACCUGUCCUCCAGUACCCAGCUCUCCAUGCCGGCCCCCCCACAGAAAUGCAGGUCCUUGGGGGGAAAGAAGGUCCGUAUUGCUCCCAAGGUUACACACAGCGAGACUCUCAUGUUUUGCUCCACUUUUGAGGAGGUGAAGGAGGAGCAGGUGUGUUUGCCCCUGAAUAAAGACACCCCCAGGAGCAUCCAGCCAGCCGCUGCAAGACGAGAGACCAGUAGCUCACGGCGCAAGCAACGCAUGGUCCUCCCCUCCAUCGAGGAGCCUGUUCUGUUCUUCCCAAACAGCACCUUCUUUGACUCAGGCUUGGCGUCCGACGCCUCGGCCUCUACCUUCCAGGACACCCGCGAUGCCGAGCACGACCAACGGCCCGACCCGGAAAGCCCCUUCAGGCAGUACUCCUUCAAGACCCCCAUCAAAAGCAGCCACCCAGCCUCCUCCACCCCCAGCAAGCCCCCUGUGCUGCCAGAGCCCUGGAAGGUAACCCCUCUGGGGAAGGAGAGCCGUGGCGUGCUGGACUUCAGCCCCAUCCGCACACCCGGGGGGCCGAGCCUCACCCCACAGCACCACGACUUCACACCCUUCAGUUUCAGCAGCACGCCCUUCAAAGAGCUGCCCCUCUUCAACUCCCCCCGCGAGCUGCUGACGUCAGCCCGCUCCUCCUCGAUGGCGGGGGGUCCCUCCUACUCCCCCCAGCGGCUCCAGGGCUGCUCCAGAGAGCUCCAGGUGGGGGGGACACCCCUGGCCAACCACUCCCUGACAGAGGGUCUGGUCCUGGACACGAUGAACGAUAGCCUGAGCAAGAUCCUGGUGGACAUCAGCUUUUCUGGUCUGGAGGAUGAUGACCUGGGGAUGGGGAACAUCAGCUGGUCCCAGCUCAUCCCUGAACUCAAGGAGCCUCCUCUCUGAUCAUUUUCACAGCUGUCCCGUUGGGUGAAGAAGCAGGCUGCAUAGUCCAAGUCCUUGUUCAAGCUGCUCACAUAUCGUCUUCCCAUCUUUAUGUGGAAUCUUUUUUUUUCCUCCUAAUGUCUUUGGUUGCCUUUGACACUAACUGCCAGCUUUUAUUCUCUGUAUCCUUCUUUUAAACCCAAGCUACAUGUAUGUUAAAUAUAUUUCACUGCAGUGUAGUUGUGAUGGAACAUGUAGAAAAUAGAAAUGUGUGUAUAUAAUAUGUAUGUUUGGUUUGCACAUUUGUAACGUUUUUAGCUCUUGAAAAUGUCAAUGGAUUAAAUGGAUUAUCCAGUCACCCAGUAAGAGCUUACAAUACCAUGCUAGAAUGGGGUUCCUGAAUUCCUCUGCUUAUGUAUAGUAUCCAUUUAAAUGAAUCACUUGAAAGUGGAUUUAGGUUUAGAUCUGCAGAUGGUAGGGAAGUUUACAAAGAAUUGGAAAGCAAUAAGUAACCAACACCAACUUUGUCCAAAUAAGUAUCUUCCUAGUGUUAUUGAUUCACACAAUUUUCUAAUUUGUCAGUAUGUCAACAACUUCAGUGCACUUUUGUAGACAUUAGACAUUAUUGGUAUGACAAGACCGUUUGUAUUUAUGCCUAAUCAGUGGCCAUGUUUUGUAACAAAUGAUCUAAGUAUAUUAGAUUGGCCCGCUAGAGGUGGUUGAACUGUCUUUUAAUGUGUAGUGGUACGUAGGAAGGAGUACAUUAGAUUUUUUGACAUUGAAAGUGUUUGAUGAGGUGCAGUAUACUUGUAUGGGAAAUUAUAACAAGAAUGCUUAAGGAGCUCAUGGUGAUCAGUAGCUUUAUAGCUUCUGUACUUUCUGGUGGUUCUGUAAAGGUGUUCAGGCAUGUCUGAUUUGGGGUGUAAAAUAUCACGCCACAGGACUUUUGUAAACUUGGCAAUAAGCAGCGUUUUUGACAGUUGGGUCAGAUAAUGUCAACUGGAGCAAAUGUUAAUGCUCAACUUGCAUUUGUCGUCUUGGACCUUUUUAGAGCUAGUUUCUUUGUUUUUGGGUGACUGUUCUGAAAGUUUGAAAAGUGCUGCUCUUGGGAAUAUCGUUCAGAAGGCCUUUUGGGUUUUAUGUUUUCAAAACUGCCCUUUUUAAUCACUGUAGUUAUCAGAACAUGACCAAUUACAGAAAAGUACAAAUGUCAACUUUGGUCAACUUCAAUCCUUUUUACAUUCUGUCUGUCAUUAAAUUGUAUUCUAUUACGAGUUCACCAUUUGGAAAGGGCUAGAAAAGGUUCAUACCAUAUCAGAUCAUAUUGUAGCAAAGCAAACCUGUUGUAUUACCUUUUUAUGUCAAUGCAAUUUGAAUGAUCUGAUAUAAAUUACAAGAAGAA
Messenger RNA from Hypomesus transpacificus, 4112 nucleotides. It is a transcript of the gene foxm1, whose product is annotated as forkhead box M1. Gene Ontology annotation, molecular function: sequence-specific DNA binding; DNA-binding transcription factor activity. The record is from RefSeq and is a predicted model, not a curated record. The coding region runs from base 704 to 2731 and encodes 675 amino acids. Gene Ontology annotation, biological process: G2/M transition of mitotic cell cycle; regulation of DNA-templated transcription. The transcript has 8 exons. Lineage: Eukaryota; Metazoa; Chordata; Actinopteri; Osmeriformes; Osmeridae.